AUGACCACGUACAUUCCCUCUUUGACGCUGCCUAUUGCCGCGUUUCAGCACACGGCCACGUCCGUCCUGCUACCCAUUGCUUUUGGCACCGCCGUCGGUUACAGCACCAAGCGCAAUGUCAUGGGCUACGCCGCGCAUAGGGUCGCGUCCGCCGGCCUCUCGGCGCUCGCCUCACCCGCGACCGUCGCGACCACCAAGCACUCGCUGACCGUGUACACGAUUCAGCUCGGGCUCAACCUGGCGUGGAUGCCGCUCUUCUUCGGCGCGCGCCGCCCCGUCGAGGCCACCGCCGAUCUCGUCGCCCUGCUCGGCCUCAACGGCUGGCUCGCCUACACGUGGAGCGCCAUUGACGAGACGGCCGCGUGGCUGCAGCUGCCGUACCUGGGAUGGCUCGCGUUUGCGACCUAUCUGUCGGCCGGCGCGGGCUACCUCAACGACUGGGACAUGUCGGACAAGGCGCUCGAGGCUAGAAAAAAGGCCGAGUAA
Beauveria bassiana ARSEF 2860 is the source of this 486-nucleotide messenger RNA. RefSeq names its product TspO/MBR family protein. Gene Ontology annotation, cellular component: mitochondrial outer membrane. The transcript has 2 exons. Bases 1 to 486 code for a protein of 161 amino acids. NCBI's taxonomy places the organism in Eukaryota, Fungi, Ascomycota, Sordariomycetes, Hypocreales, Cordycipitaceae. The record is from RefSeq and is a predicted model, not a curated record.